AUGCUGCCCUCCGUCGCUCUUCCCUCCCCCCAUUUUCAACCGCAUCAUCACAUCGAUCGCCGCCUCAACUAUGAUUUGUUCGCGCGCCCCUACGAUAUGGACCAGUCCGGGUUCCUAGACCCUUCCUUCCAGCAAAACGCCCACGCCAAUCAUAUCAACAAUAGCAGCAGCAGCAGCAAUACCUUCGCUGCCUCCGUCCCUCGCUCACGCAUCCAGUUCGCUCACCCAGUGCAGCACCCACUGUCGCAUGCGACCGACUUGAACGGCCUACCCACAAAAACCGCCGAACAUACCCUGAGGAGGAAGACCCCGAAUGGGACAUUGGCCGCCGGUUACGAUGGGACGCCGACUGAUCAAGCAAACCAGCCGCCCGCUGCGAAACACAUUCUGGUCAAUCGACAACUGACCCCAUCACAGUUGCCUUUGACGGCCGACAACUGGCAGCCCGAGCACAGUGUGCCCCUCCAGUACCAGAAUUUCCCACCGUCUUUCAAACAAGAUGUUUCCCGAAAUAAUGGCGCCCUGCCCACAGACAACUUCCAACCGGGAACCGGGGCAAGCUGGGUCCGGUCUGUGAAUAUGCAGCUAGGCAUGGAUUCCGCCCUACACCAAACACUGCCAAUACCUCAUUCUCAACAUUACUUCUUACAAAAUGGCCCUUCCAUUCCGACCGUUCUACCAGCAACGCUUCAGCCCUGCCUUGGUCCAACUGCCCCCGUUGGUACUGGUCCAUACGGGCCAUAUUGGCCAGACGGUGCCUAUAUCCCAUACCGACCCGCUGCUCUUCGUGACUCCCGUUUUGAUGGUUCUUCACCACAACUUGCCGACCGCAAUAAUGCUGUUUUUGAUAUGCAGCCUCCGUUUGUAAACCACACGUCUUUUGCAACCGGCGCCUUUUCAAAUACAGGCCUGUCGUGGAAUCAAUUGGCCGCCGGCCCCGUCAAUCAGGACUCAUUGCUGCAAAACAACUUUCCUCCUCGUCAUUCUCAUCAAAAUUCUUUCGGUGUGGCAAAGGACUUGCUACAACACCAUCUACCCUAUCAUGUCCGCGCCGCUAGUAGGCAAACAGCUGACCCUGUGGGCUGGAACCAUAGUCUCAGUGUACCCCCAUCCCUUUCGAAAGCCCAAUCUCGUGUGCAGACUGUCGAAUUCAAAGAAAAGGUCUUGUCAUGGGCUCAUGGUGUGUACGUCGAUCUGCUCGCCACCAUCCACCAUGCGAGAAAACAAAGCAUGUCAAGGUCUACUGCUACUGGACAGCCCCAGCGGCCUCUCAAACCGACAAUCUACCCCAAGCCUCCUCGCCAACCUGGUUUGGACUUUUCUUCUUCUCAUCCAAAUUUACCACGCCACAACAGCUACCCAUCGUCAAGAUUCGAUUUUCUUCCCCCGGAGGCUUCUCUUUUUAAUGACAAAAACCGACAGUCUGAGAGGUCUGCAUCCGGACACAUGUUCGGCCAAAAUUCUACUGACACUCCGAGGAGGGCUUCGGGGACUCCCUUGUCGAAACUAGUUCAUAAUGAUACUAAUAUCGUGGCCACCGCCGCAUCCGCUCUGGAGAUGUUAUCUCAUUUGUGUAACGAAAGCAGCUGGGAAUGGAUCGAAGGCAUGCUGUUGGGUGGCUGCUUGGCAUAUGGCUUGGGCGAUUAUCAAAAGGCAGUGAGGUGGUAUAUGAGGAUCAUUGCCAAAGAUGCUGGGCAUGUUGAAGCCAUUAGCAAUCUCGCUGCCUCUCUUUUGGCUCUUGACCAGAAAGAGGAGGCACUCCAACAUUGGCUACGUGCUGUCAAGCUCCGCCCAAGCUUCUUUGAAGCAGUUGAGCAUUUGAUCAAUCUCUUAUGUACCAGUCACCGUGGGAAAGAAGCCGUGAACAUUAUAGAAUACGUCGAGACAAACCUACGAGUUCCGAGGAACGGCGAUUGUUUCCGAUCCGACGAACAUGCCAGUGAAACCGAGAGUGAUGCCGAUAGUACGGCAUCGUACGACCGCGCGGCAUUUGAUUACGACAAUGACUUAGACAGUGCGUUGGCCAUGAAGAUCAACCUCAAUGAUUCUGCGUCAGCUGGCUUUGCGUCAAGUGGCUUUGCCAUUCCCGGUUCUGAUAAUGGCAGAAUGCUUGCCCUGGUUCACGCCAAAGGCAAUAUGCUUUACGCUCUAGGCAAUAAUGCCAGUGCUGCCGCUGCAUUUGAAGAAGCCAUUUUAAUCGCCGCCGGCCCGAGACGCCACGGCAUGAAGAGUCUAAUCAAGCAAACCCUUGACGCCUUCACAACAUCUCGUAAUGCAUAUAACCCAGCCAUCGAAACCGAUGACUCGAGAGAACCCAUCCUUCUUCAGCCGGACAAGGCUCUGCAAACAGCAAGCUUAGUAUUUCCUCCAUAUGGGAAUCCGCCGGGUCUCCAAUAUGUUGCUGAAGGCCUAGCCAAGAAGGCUGCAAUUUCGACCACAAGCAAUUGCUUGCUUUCACUCGCCAAAAUCUACCAAGAUGGAAUGUCGACCGUAUCUACAGCUGGUGCUGCCAAGACCGCCACGCCUGGAGUGAGAGAUAUCUUGGCGCUGUAUUACCUGUCUCUUUCUCUCCAACCGAGCCCGUCUACAGCCAACAAUGUAGGAAUUCUUCUUGCGAGCAUCCAGCACAAUGCCCCCGUCAAGUCACGGCCACGUUCGACCACUAGUAUGACCCUGGAUAUCCCUGGUGUCACACCUGGAAGUGGCAUUUGGCUGGCUCUCACAUACUACAACUAUGGCUUGAAACUUGAUCCAAAACAUGCCCAUCUUUACACAAAUUUGGGUAGCUUACUUAAAGAUACAGGACAGCUUCAGGCGGCUAUUAAAAUGUACGAAAAAGCUGUUCAAUAUGACGGUAAUUUUGAUAUUGCUCUAGCCAACCUGGCCAACGCCGUCAAAGAUGCAGGCCGCAUCAAUGACGCUAUCAAUUUCUACCAUAGAGCCGUCAAAGUCAAUCCCGACUUUGCAGAAGCUGUAUGUGGUUUAGCUAAUGCUCUUAACUCGGUUUGCAACUGGACUGGUCGUGGCGGUGUUUUAAACGGAUACGGAUUCACGGACCGAGUGCAUGUUGAUGACAAUGGAUUGCCACGCGAUGCUAACACGAUCCAAGUCGGCUUCGGUUGGAUGAAGCGUGUGGUGGAUAUUGUCGACAAGCAAUUGAAGGACGGUGAGGCCUGGGGUCGCGGCAUUCUAACGCCUUCCGUCAUCGAUCAACUUUGUGCGCAAGUGUCAUCAGUUGCUCCGUAUGGAUUAAAAGCCAAGGAUCUGAAUCUUCUCUUACGUUCUUGGGCCGGUAAGAAAUGGGAAGGCUCUCGAAUUGUGAGGUUGGUGGAACGUAUCAUGCGCGCCAUCACCUGGCAAUGGUACCAAGACCGUCAUGUUUACGGGAAGGAAUACCCUCUCUCGCGAUACCGAAGACCGCAGCUACCCAGUGGUCUCGCGUCUCCAAAUGCCCCGACAGUACUUCCUUUCCAUACGUUUACUUGCCCUCUUUCCGCCAAGCAGAUCCGUCAUAUCUCACAACGAAACGGCCUUCGUAUUUCUAGUGCGACCCUUCGCUCACCAUGGCUCCCAAGUACGGUCUACCCGCCUCCUCAACCCCCGAAUCCUUAUCUCAAAGUUGGCUACGUUUCAUCGGAUUUCAACAACCAUCCUCUGGCACAUCUGAUGCAAUCUGUUUUUGGGUUCCAUAAUCCCAACCGUGUCAAAGCUUACUGCUACGCAACAACCCCUAGCGACAACUCUGCCCACCGUCUCCAAAUCGAACGGGAAGCGCCGGUGUUCCGUGAUGCCAGUAGUUGGCCUGUCGACCGUUUAGUUGAACAAAUCGUGAGGGACGGGAUCCAUAUCCUGGUCAAUCUGAACGGUUAUACUAGAGGCGCUCGGAAUGAAGUUUUCGCUGCUCGGCCUGCCCCGGUCCACAUGUCUUUCAUGGGAUUUGCAGGGACCCUAGGUGCCGAGUGGUGCGAUUAUAUCCUCGCAGACGAACUAUCUAUACCGCGUGACACAUUGAGCCCUGGCAGACGAGACUAUCGUAUCAAUGAUCGUCCUUUUGAAGACGACCAUGCAGAGGAGGUGGAGAACUGGGUAUACGGAGAAAGACUAGUUUAUACCCGGGAUACAUUCUUCUGUUGUGAUCAUCGACAAAGUGCUCCAGACAACCACGACCCAAGUAUCCGUUGGGACCAGGAGCUGGAACGGCGUUGGAAGAUGAGGAAAGACCUUUUUCCUAAUCUGGCCGACAAUGCCGUUAUUCUCGGUAAUUUUAACCAGCUCUAUAAAAUUGAGCCUACAACGUUUCGUACAUGGCUUCGCAUACUUUCAGACAUUCCUCAGGCAGUGCUGUGGCUUCUUCGCUUCCCUGAUAUUGGAGAGCAGAAUCUGAAACAAUGUGCAGUCACUUGGGCCAAUAAAGAAGUUGCUUCUCGGAUCAUUUUUACAGAUGUCGCACCAAAGCAGGCGCACAUUGCGCGGGCGCAAGUAGUGGAUCUCUUUUUGGACACGCCUGAAUGCAAUGCACACACAACCGCUGCAGACAUACUAUGGAGUGGCACGCCGAUGCUUACCUAUCCUCGUUACAAGUACAAGAUGUGUUCGCGUAUGGCAUCGAGCAUUCUGUCAAGUGCCCUUCCUGGCUCUGAAGCUGGUCGUCAAGCCAAAAAGGAGCUAAUCGCGAUCUCCGAUGAUGAUUACAGGGAGAAAGCCCGGCGUCUUUGUCACGAUCUACGGUAUGAACCUAGCUUCUAUGGCAAGGGGACGGGCCGCCUUCUUGAAUUACGAAAGAUGCUAUUCACGAGCCGUUGGCAGAGCAAACUUUUUGACACUCGGCGUUGGGUCUCUGACUUGGAAGAUGCCUAUGAUAAAGUAUGGAAUGCUUGGGUCAAGGGUGAAGAAAAUGAUAUCUGGCUAUGA
This is a messenger RNA of Talaromyces rugulosus, 4911 nucleotides long. RefSeq lists its product as uncharacterized. NCBI's taxonomy places the organism in Eukaryota, Fungi, Ascomycota, Eurotiomycetes, Eurotiales, Trichocomaceae. The coding region runs from base 1 to 4911 and encodes 1636 amino acids. The transcript is spliced from 3 exons. Gene Ontology annotation, molecular function: glycosyltransferase activity; protein binding. The record is from RefSeq and is a predicted model, not a curated record. Gene Ontology annotation, biological process: protein O-linked glycosylation.